AUGGCGCCCCAGGCUCUACUGCCCAUCCUGCUUCUGUGUGUACUGCUGCUGCAAGUCCAGGGAGGGCCUCACAAUCGCCACCGGAGGAUCCUGCCCAAACCACAGGGACUCGUAGAAAUCAGGGCCUGUGAGAAGCGGCCAAGCAUACGUCACUGCCAUCGCCUCUGUGAAUAUCACCAAGAGUGUCAAGCAAAUAAUGUGUGCUGUUCCACCUUCUGCGGGAACGUCUGCAUGAGCCUCCUGUGA
Molecule: messenger RNA, 246 nt
Organism: Orycteropus afer afer
Lineage: Eukaryota; Metazoa; Chordata; Mammalia; Tubulidentata; Orycteropodidae
Source: RefSeq, a predicted model, not a curated record